Trypanosoma theileri is the source of this 456-nucleotide messenger RNA. Its product is annotated as putative epsilon tubulin. The transcript has a single exon. Gene Ontology annotation, cellular component: cytoplasm; microtubule. Gene Ontology annotation, molecular function: GTP binding; structural constituent of cytoskeleton. The coding region runs from base 1 to 456 and encodes 151 amino acids. Lineage: Eukaryota; Euglenozoa; Kinetoplastea; Trypanosomatida; Trypanosomatidae. The record is from RefSeq and is a predicted model, not a curated record. Gene Ontology annotation, biological process: microtubule cytoskeleton organization; mitotic cell cycle.
AUGAUGACGAAGUGCGACCCCCGCCACGGCAAGUACAUGGCCUGCUGCCUCAUGUACCGUGGCGACGUUGUGCCCAAGGACGUCAAUGCCGCCGUCGCGACCAUCAAGACGAAGCGCACGAUCCAGUUCGUGGACUGGUCUCCCACUGGCUUCAAGUGCGGUAUCAACUACCAGCCACCAACAGUGGUGCCUGGUGGCGAUCUCGCCAAGGUGCAGCGUGCGGUGUGCAUGAUUGCCAACUCCACGGCCAUCGCCGAGGUGUUCGCGCGCAUCGACCACAAGUUCGACCUGAUGUACAGCAAGCGCGCGUUCGUGCACUGGUACGUUGGUGAGGGUAUGGAGGAGGGUGAGUUCUCCGAGGCCCGUGAGGAUCUUGCCGCACUCGAGAAGGACUACGAGGAGGUUGGCGCAGAGUCCGCCGAUAUGGAGGGCGAGGAGGACGUGGAGGAGUACUAG